GAUGGGAAAUUAUAUAUCAAGAUAUUGGAGUACUCCUUUACCUCAACCAAUUAUUACUGAUUCGGAAAAUUUAAACGCUUUGGAUUCUAAUUCAAAUGCAUCAAAAUGUUCACAGAACGAACAAGGAUCGCCAGAAAAACUAAAUUCACAAAUAGAAUCUGAUCUGCCUCCAACUUUUGUAACUCCGAAGAUUAAACGGACAAAUUCUAAAAUUUUUGCGGCUUUUGUUCCAGACUCGCCUGAACGUUAUGCUUUUCACAACUUUAACGAAUUAAAAUCGUUUUUGGAUUCUCCAGUUGGGAAAAGAAAAGGAACACGCUUUAAACGGUGCCAAGAUGAAAAUGAUUUUGAUAGUUUUUAUAAUGAACAACUCUCUGCCAGCACUUGCACGGAAGACAACAAUUCAUCUAGCUCUAGUAUAGAACAAGAUUUGCCUUACAAAGAGAUUCCUGCGAGAAGACUGACAGAUUUUAGAGUGGCAAUUGAGAAGGGGGAUCAUGCUAAAUUUGAUGAAUUACUGAGUGAGAGUCCCCGUUUUCUUGUCAAUACUUCUAAUGAUUUGGUUUAG
Molecule: messenger RNA, 568 nt
Organism: Meloidogyne enterolobii
Lineage: Eukaryota; Metazoa; Nematoda; Chromadorea; Rhabditida; Meloidogynidae
Source: the annotation of a GenBank genome assembly